This is a messenger RNA of Mercurialis annua (annual mercury), 2573 nucleotides long. RefSeq names its product protein ESMERALDA 1. The transcript is spliced from 10 exons. The record is from RefSeq and is a predicted model, not a curated record. NCBI's taxonomy places the organism in Eukaryota, Viridiplantae, Streptophyta, Magnoliopsida, Malpighiales, Euphorbiaceae. The coding region runs from base 300 to 2015 and encodes 571 amino acids.
CAAAAAUACUCUAAAUCUGGCUGUGUUUCUGUCGCCACCUCCACAUCAUCAUCAACUCGCACGUGCUCCCUCUCCGUCUCCUUCCCUCCCCCUCCCUCUCUGCAAAUUUCCUUCUCCUUAUUCAAACAAACCCAAUCAAAACGCAACCAGUAUUGCUCAAAACGCAAACAAUUGUAUUCAGAGGGGCAGCAGCUACAUUAAACUCUAAAUUAUCCCGCGUUUCGUAUUCAUGACGACGUCGUAACGGACACAAGCCAGAGAAGCAAGGAGAUCCAGACCAGGAAACGACGUCGUACUAAAUGCACGCAUACAAUAGGUUACCGAGCAGCGGCCACACCACACCUUCACCGCCACAGUCGCCGUUACGGUCUCCUAGGUAUCGAAGUAAUAGCCGCUCUAAUAAGCGGUUCACGCCGUCGUCGCCUUGGUCGCAUUCGCCCGGUGGCGGCGGUGCUGGCCGGACUUUAGCUCACCGUUUAGCUUGGAUUUUACUCUCGGUAUUACUCCGGAGACAAGGAAUUUUUUUAUUUGCGCCGCUAAUUUAUAUUUCUGGAAUGCUGUUGUAUAUGGGAACGGUGUCGUUUGAUGUUGGCCCUAUUAUUCAACAUAAACCUCCGCCUGGUUCUGUUUAUCGGAGUCCUCAGCUUUAUCAGAGACUCCUCCCUGAAAUGAACGCCGAUAAUUCUUCAGCCGAUGCGUUAUCAACUAUAUGGAAAAACUCAUAUAAAGGUGGUGAAUGGAGAUCAUGUGUGAAUGAGUCUUCAGGAGGCUUACCUGAAUCAAAUGGUUACAUAUAUGUUGAGGCUAACGGUGGCCUGAAUCAGCAGAGAACUUCGAUAUGCAAUGGAGUUGCUGUGGCUGGAUAUUUAAAUGCAACACUUCUGAUCCCAAACUUUCAUUUUCAUAGCAUAUGGAGAGAUCCCAGCAAGUUUAGAGACAUUUAUGAUGAAGAUUAUUUCAUUAACACCUUGGAAAAUGAUGUGCGGGUUGUUGAUAAAAUUCCUGAUUAUCUUAUGGAGCGUUUUGAUCGUAAUAUGACCAAUGUCUACAACUUCAGAGUCAAAGCAUGGUCAUCUGUUCAGUACUACAGGGAUGUUGUUCUUCCAAGGUUACUAGAAGAAAAGGUUAUAAGGAUUUCUCCGUUUGCAAAUCGUUUGUCAUUUGAUGCUCCCCCAGCUGUACAAAGGCUUAGAUGUCUGGCAAAUUAUAAAGCCUUGAGAUUUUCAAAUCCCAUAUUAACUCUUGGAGAAACUUUAGUUGGGAGAAUGAAAGAACGCAGCGUCAACCAGGGGGAAAAGUAUGUUUCUGUGCACCUUCGCUUUGAGGAGGACAUGGUUGCUUUCUCUUGCUGUGUAUUUGAUGGUGGAGAACAAGAAGAGAGAGACAUGAAAGCGGCUAGAGAAAGAGGUUGGAGAGGAAAAUUUACAAAGCCUGGUCGUACUAUUCGUCCUGGAGCAAUCAGGCAAAAUGGGAAGUGCCCCCUUACUCCUUUAGAGGUAGGCUUAAUGCUCAGGGGAAUGGGUUUUGAUAAAAACACAUAUAUUUAUUUGGCAUCUGGAAAGAUAUAUAAUGCUGAAAAAUUUAUGGCUCCGCUGUUGGAGAUGUUUCCGAAUUUGCUAACUAAAGAAAUGCUGGCAUCAGAGGAUGAACUUGCUCCAUAUAAGAACUACUCUUCUAGGAUGGCUGCAAUAGAUUACACUGUUUGUCUUCACAGUGAGGUAUUUGUGACAACUCAAGGUGGAAAUUUUCCUCAUUUUCUGAUGGGCCACAGAAGAUUUUUGUAUGGGGGACACUCUAAGACAGUUCGGCCAGACAAGCGAAAGUUAGCUUUGCUCUUUGAUAAUCCAAAUCUUGGAUGGAAGAGCUUCAAGCGACAAAUGUUGAAUAUGCGAUCUCACAGCGAUUCCAAAGGAUUUGAACUCAAAAGGCCAAAUGAUUCUAUUUAUUCGUUUCCUUGCCCUGAUUGCAUGUGUCGCGUAAACAAAACUGAUACAAAAAGACUGCCAACUACGUGAUCUUUGUGGAGAGGUUUCGAUGGUUGAUUUCUUCUACGGGUUAUUGACGAGCACAUCUUGCUGCAGACCCCCUAUUUUGGCGUGCUGUAAUUCUUUCAUUCUUUUACCCCUUUCCCUAAAGUGAGGGAUUAUACCGUUAAAUUUAAAAAGCGUCAACGAUUUAUUGGAGAUUGAAUUCAUCUGGUCAUUUCCGGGCUUGGAACUUAAGGGGAAACUGCAUCUUUUUGUACAUUGACGCCGGAGAAUAUACGGGACAUUCUUACCAACCCGGAUGUUAACUGAGCAUUGUUUUUAUACAUGCUGCAGCAGCUGCUGUAUCUAACAAGCUGUAAAAUGAUACGAUUCGAUUCUUUUAUACCCUGGUUUUGUGGUGCUUGUAAAUUUCAUUGGGGUUCUGAUCCAGGUUUAGGAACUUAGACACAGGUUGCUGAAAGUUUUUGUAUACAUUUUUCACAAGUUCAGGGUACUGAUGGUUUGAGCUGUUAUUUAUUUUGCUUAGCAUGUCUUAAUGUGUUGAUUUCUAUUCUUUAUUAAAAGAAUUAUUCGGGAUUUCUGCCA